AUGACUGAGUCUGAUCUGUUACCCAAAUUCACCAUCGUCCAACACCGAGAUAUCCGUGUUGUUCUUUUGAUGGAUACGUCUGGGAGCAUGACUACGGACAACCGUUUCGAAAAGAUGAUCAGCUCUUCGGCCAACUACAUCUCUUCCAUCGUCACAGACGGCAGCUACAUUGGCAUAGUCGAGUUCAACUGGGUCGGCAUCAUGCUCAGAAACCUGACGCUGGUUACUAGCGAUGACGACCGCCAGGCAUUACUCAACGCUCUCCCACCCAGCGCCGCUGGAAGUACAGCCAUUGGUGACGGCCUUCUGAAAUCCAUCGAGGUUCUGUCCUCCGGAGGCCAAAACCCAGCCGGUGGCAUCAUCUUACUCAUAUCAGACGGUGAGGAAAGGGAGGCGCCCUACAUUGCUGACGUCAUCGACACCGUCACCAGUUCAGGGGUCAUUGUGGAUACGCUGGCUUUCACACAGAAUGCCGAUUCUAAGCUGUUUGAACUGUCAGACGCAACAGGAGGUAAAUCUUUCUUUUAUUCGAACGAGCCUGGCUCCAACACUCUAUAUGAGGCGUUUGCUUCCACUAUGGAGCGCGGUGACGUCAGAGAUGCUGAAAAACGCAUACAGCUCUUUGGUACAUCUUGGACGCUUGGCGGUGGAGAAACGCAAGAGGGCGGUAUCUUCAUGGACAACACGCUAGGGCGCAAGACUGAGUUUGCCUUCUCGUGGACAACCAAAGACAAAUUGGCCAUUGAGGUCACUUUAACGGACCCAAACGGGACCCUCAUUGACUCGACGUACGAUGGUUACGGCGUGGAUAUCACAUUUCGGUUGCUCACAGUCAAGAUACCUGGGACUGCGCAGGCUGGGGCAUGGGAAUUUGCCGUACAGAACCUGGACGACUCCAACUCCGAGGAAGUCUCCAUAACAAUCUCCUCCUACCCGGCUAGUAAUGACGUGGAGCCCAUCGUCGUGACGUCGGACCUGAGCGGCUCCAUCACGGCCUUCGAGAGGGGUGAACCGCUGGUGGCCUUCGCCGAGAUCCGCCAGGGAUUCAGCCCCAUCAUAUACGCCAACGUCUACGCUACAAUCGAGAGACCGGGCGGUUACGACCCUGUGCGACUGCAGCUACUAGAUAACGGAGCAGGCGUGGAUGUGACCAAGUACGACGGGGUGUACUCGCGAACAUUCACCGAGUUCACCGGCAUCGGUUUCUACGGGAUUAAGAUCAACGUGGACAACAACGGCGGAAAGGCCGUGGUCGUCGACUCCGUUCCCUUCUCCAGGGCUCGACCUAUCAUCAGCCCGGACAAAGUCUUCGAUCUACCCGCCAUAGGUGGUUUCGAGAUUCCGCUGCCCGGUACUCCUCCCGAGGAGCCCAAGGGCCGACCUGCUCCCUUCUUCAGCCGGGGCAUCUCCGGUGGCUCCAGCCGCGUCGACAGCGUUCCACCUGGCUUCAUCCCCGGGAGUGAUAAUUUUCCGCCGGGCACAGUCAUUGACCUGCGGGUCAGCGACGCCUCGUUCGAGAAUGGGACCGUGACGUUGGCCUGGACCGCGCCCGGUGAUGAUUUGGACAACGGGGCAGCUUCCCAUUACGAGAUUAUUCGGGCGACUUCUAUCCUGGCGUGGCAGAACGACUCCCGGCCCGAGGCUCACUACAUCAUCCCCGCUGAGGAAAUCACUGAAGGGAACAUCAGUGAACCGCAGGAUUACGGCCGGCGUGAGGUGUUUGUGAUCGAGGUCCCCAUCCCCGAGAACGCCACGGUAGCCUCCUACGCGUUCGUGUUCCGUGCCUUCGACGAUGCCGGUCUGGUGUCCGGCUUCUCCAACGCCGUGCAGGCCACGCUGAGGGAGUACGUGCCUCCCCCAGGUCCCUCAAAGGAAACGCCUCCCGGGAACAAGGAGGGUCUAACCGGAGGUCAGAUCGCGAUGAUCGUUUGCCUGUCCGUUGGAGGCGCUCUAAUUAUUACUGUGUUCACGAUUGUGGUUGUCAAGUGCUCGACUAAGGGAAAGAAACAAGUACUGAGCGACAAGAAAAUCGAAGCAAGUAAAUCUGCCAAAAAUGUGGAUGGAAAUGAUAAUGACGCGUAUGAAAUUGGUCCUUAACAACAAUUUAGAUUAAAUAUCAAGAACCAAGACAAGCAAAUAAGUUAAUGUAUUGAUACAUUUUCAACUUCCCUCUUUUACUUGUGGUUGUAAGAAACAAUAUUUUUUUCCACCGUUCGGGUACGGGUUUGAACAAUCUUUUCAAAGUUGACAAAUGAACUAAACUCAAACAGUGAUUAAGUAGUUGAAUACAGAUCUGUAGUUAAUGAACUAGAGACUGACCAUGGCGUCACCUUCAAUCAUGAUGCAUAGCACUGAUGUCAUUUUCAAUUGUAAUCCAUAUUUUUCCAUAAUUCUUUGAAGUUUCAUUUCUGUUCCACCAUGUGCAUUCUUGAAAAGUUUUUUGAUCACCAUACAUCGUCACUGAACUAAUGCUAUCAAUAAAAUGUAGGCCUACCAGUCUGCGCUUUAUUGAUCCCUACAGGCCUGCUGUCACAAUAGGCAAUAAAGACAUUUACAAACUAGUCAAUUUAAUGAGUGGAACGGGUAGCCUUCCACGUAGGACAACGCUGCAAAGGGAUGAGGUACCACACGUUGCUAGAGGGAACCACUUUAUAUCAGCGGAAACAGGGAAUAGCGGCAUAGAAAUGGAAUGUAAUCAAGACAAAUCAGUGUUUACAAAUUUCUCUGAAAGUACUACUAUUUUCUCAUUCUUAUAUUUUGUUAGACAUUUUCUGUGUUUCUAAGACGCAGCUCGCUACAUGUUGAGUUUGCCUUUCAGAUAGACAGCCUUGAUGUGUGAUUUUUCCUUCAAAAGCAUACCUCUGUCAUUUAUUCUGACAGAGUGUCUUUUCACAUUCCGUAAACCGAGCACAAAAUAAGGCCCGCAAACAUGCUUUAAAAAAUUCUGCCCCGAUAAAAUAAUAGCACGGGGGAGAAGGUUGGUCAUGCUCGAAUUAUCUUAAACCGGAUUUCACCCACGCUCUGAUAAUAAGAGAGAAAUUAAUUGGUAACACUCCACCUACAAACAAACACCCGCCCACACCCCCCACAUACGCAUACCCUCUCUGCUUGUCAAAUAAAUCACACUUUUUACAUCGUAUCUGCAUUUCAGCUAUGCCAAAGUUCCAGCAAUAAACACGAAAUACAUGGACACCUGUAUGUAAGUGCGCCUGUCUUUCUUCCAAGGUCUCUUUCCUUGACAGCAAUGCACUUUUCGCAUAAUCUCCUGGGCUGAGCACGCGGCUUCACGCCUACUGAAAUCGACCAAAUUGCGAGGUCAUAUUUUUAGAUUCUGUAUUUUUUACAGGUGUAAAUCACGUUUGAAGUUCUAAAAAUUAAGGAGUCACCUGUACCAUCAAAAGGGAAUCAAGUAUUGUAUUGUCUUUGUAAAACACAGCUUUUUUAGGAGCUGUUGUAUCAAUUGUGUUUUUGUUUUUUAUUCAUUUGUUCCUACGCGGUUGUUUUGGUGUAUGAGUGUGUGUUGGGGGAAGUUCGAGGUAGUACCAACUGUACCCACACAUUAAUUUGGUAAAAAAGCCUGAGUGUUUUAAAAUUACAUAACUGUUGUUUAUCACAUAUUUAUGAGGUGUAGCCUUCGUUCAAAUCUGGGUCUGGGUCUACCUUUCUGCGUUGUAGCUUUUGUAAACAGCAACAGCGCAAUGAAACCAUGGGAUUCAACUACUCCACUCCACAUUAGCCAAGAAUAGGUCUUGUAACGAGCAAUAUAAUGCCCACAGUGACCCAAAUUCAACUAGUGAUAAGAGCUAUAUCAACAGGCACAAA
Molecule: messenger RNA, 3822 nt
Organism: Acanthaster planci (crown-of-thorns starfish)
Lineage: Eukaryota; Metazoa; Echinodermata; Asteroidea; Valvatida; Acanthasteridae
Product: calcium-activated chloride channel regulator 4-like
Source: RefSeq, a predicted model, not a curated record